GGAAGCUCAAACCAAAAAGAGCGCCUUGAUUAAAAGUGAAGACGUUACCUGAAGUGUCCUCCUCAUCACUGUGACCAUGAGUUUCUGCCCUGGUCCGUCCGGUCCACCCGGGUGCACCAGUAUCCAGGAGCAGAGGGACCGCUGGGACAGAAAACGCAGCCGAACAGCCAGAGAGUUGGUGCAGACGGAACAACGCUACUGCCAACAGCUGGAGCUGGUCACCACUUACUUUGUGGAAAUCUUGAAGGCCAAAGGAACCCUGAAGCAGGACAUUAGAGAAAGCAUCUUCAGUUCAAUUAAAGCCAUUCAUUCCAUGAACCAAUCUCUGCUGGUCCAUUUGGAGAAUGGCUACUUUGGCCGAGGCUUCGAGCAGAUGUGUCCACAGCUGCACCACUACAACUCAUACGUGGACAACAUUUAUAAUGCUCGCAAAGUGCUCGGGAUCCAGCUGAAGAAAAACAAGGCCUUCAGACGUUUUAAGAAACUACAGGAGGCCCGACCAGAGUUCAACAACCAGAAGUUAGAGGACUUACUUCAACUUCCUGUUCAGCGAGUUGAUCAGUAUAAACAUUUCCUGCAGGACCUGGCUGCCAACACAAGUCCAGACAACCCAGAGUUCCAGCAGCUUUCAAGGGCGGUGACUGUGAUAUGCGAGGUGUCCCAGCGAAUCCAGAACAAUAGCCGGCGCCAUGAGAACCACCUGCAGCUGUGCCGGGUGCAGAAACUGCUGAAGGGGCGAAAGACGAAGGUGUUGGCUGCAGGGAGGUGGUACAUCCGCGAGGGCUGGCUGAAGGUGGUUCCUACUAAAGGUGCGGAUGCUAAGCCCAAGAUGUUCUUCCUGUUCUCUGACAUGCUGCUGCAGGCCAAGCGCUGCGGCCCGCUAGAAUACACCAACAGAGACAAGUUCGCCGGCCAGCACGCCUACCCCCUGCAGGACUGCACUGUGGAGAAGGUGUUUGGCCACACCAGGAGCCAGGGAGGCCUGCUCAGUUUAACCUUCCCAAAGGCCAAACUCCUGCUGAUGUCCUGCAACCAGGAGGAUCUCAAUGACUGGUACCAAAGCCUGAGCUCAGCUAUCAGGAAGCUGCAGUCUAAGCAGACAGUCAUCCAUCAAAGAGAUGAGUUGUGCCGGAGACCCCUCCGAUCAGCAGCCGACAGCCACAACAUGCCAAGCAGCAGCAGCAGCAGCAGCAGUAGUGGUAACCCCAGCAGGAAGAGAAACAUGGUGAAUGCUGAGAGCAGUGAGCACGCUCAGAUGCCUCCAGUUGAGUGGGAGAGCAGCGCCCCCAAGAGGAUGAAGCAGACUGAUGCUCCAGAGCAAAGCAGUGCAGAGACGUCCACUUCCAGCUGUGUGAUCCUCUGAUGGACUUCUUCUUCUUCUUCUUCUUCAGACCGUCUGAAUGGAGUUCAGUCUGAUGGUGAUGAUGGAUCCUGCACAGUCUUUCUGAGAGUUUCACUUCAGACUGACUUUUGUGUUCCAUUCAGUUUACCCAAAGGUGACACAUGUUUAACACACAUUACUAUGGGAGUCUUCUGCUUUUCCAGUGCAAUAUAAUCUAUCAUGAUGUGCUGCUUUAAAGACCAAAUAUCUGAUGAAUGAAUGUUUCACUGUGAGUUGUAUGCUGCUGCUGCUGCCUGUCUCCACUUCAAAUGUUCUAACACCAAUUCAGCAAUGUUUAUGAGUACACUUCUGGGAGUCCUUUUCCCGGUCGGUACCUGAAUGCACCUCUCCACCAUUCUUUUUAGUCAGGCUGCAUUUACAGGCAGACUCUAAAGAAGGGAGAGCUUAUAAAUACAAUCUAUUUGGACAGGCUCCAUAAUAAACUCUACAUACAACAGCAUAAUAUUCAGUUUAUUCCAGGUGGACCAUGGGGCUUGGACGAGGUCCUAUUUUUAAAAAGUCGGUGUAAAAAAAAACGGGCCAGCGACAAUUUAGGCCUCACAGCUGUAAAGCCUUUCACUCUCUAAAAAUCCAGUCACAUAACAGAAACAGUCACACGUCUGAUUCUGUCAAAUCAGCUUGUCUCACUGACGGAGGCAAAACAAAACUUUAUUUACAGCAGUCAUGCUACAUUCAUGUCAUAUUGUAUUUACCACAAUGACCAGGGUCAGUCUUGGAAAUAAUUAUUGCAACAUCUAAGUGGUAAACAUGUAUGAAGCUACAACAUGGCCAGUAUUAAAUACAUUCAAUAAAAAUGAUGAAACUAUAUAGUAUUAAACUUAGUGAAAUUAGUCAUCUUGUGAAUGAAUAGAGCCAAUUAUAGAGUAUCUGGAGAAAACAUUUAUUCUGAAUAAACAAUGAUUAAAACUCAAAUUAUUAUUAUGAAAUGUUAUUUCUCUUUUAAUUUUAGUCUUUUUGGAGUUAAUUUUAUCUUCUUUUUUCAAAUGACAAUUUUCAAAGUUAGAUAUAAAAAAAUCAGAAUAAUGAAAUAAUAACAAUAAGUUUAGUGGUAUUAAUCUGUUUAUUUCAUAUGUAUAUGAUUAUGUAUUUCAUGAUGCCCUCUUUUUUAUUUAAUAUUGGUCAUUAUAAUGUUUCAUUGAUAUGACUGGGAAUGUAUUUGUCCAACUUUAUUUGGAUGUUUCAUGCCAGCCAGAGUCCAACAUUUAAGCCAACUGAUCCCUAAUUGAUUAAUAAUCACACUACUGGUCCAAUUUCAGCACACUGUUGGAUAACUGCUCAUUCAGUGUACACUCCUCUUUAUAACACUGCCAGUCUUCAUCUGAGUUUAUCCCACUGUUUCUAUGCUAUUGUGUUUCCAUGACAUGAGCAUGUCAGUGCUGCUGACUCAACCACGUCACAUUAUAGGGAAACUUUGGGGAUAUUUCUCCAGGUUUUUGUAUCUAAGUGACUAAUGGAGUUUUUGACAUUCUCAAGUAUGAAGAGAGAGCGCUGUAGCAGCAACAGCAGCAAAACAAGCUAAUUUAAGUUUACUGUCCACUAAAAGUGUUUGUUCUCCCCACUGACUGGAUCAAACUGUUAUUAUGAGUGACUGACAACAUUACAGAAAGGAUCUCUGCAGAGAAAUUGAACAUUGCUUCAUACCUUUCGCUGAUCUGUUAUUGUGACCAAGUCACGAUCACAAAGAGAAGUCUGAAAUCUAACGAGAGGUGACUUAUUGCAGGAAAAACAGUGGUGGUAUGGCGGCACGGUAGUGCAGUGGUUAGCAUUGUCGCCUCACAGCAAGAGGGUUUCUGCUUCGAGUCCAGGUUAGGGGAGCCCUUCUGUGCGGAGUUUGCAUGUUCUCCCUGUGUUAGCAUGGGUUUACCCCGGGUGCUCAGGCUUCCUUCCACAGCUCAAAGACAUGCAGGUUAAUUGGUGACUCUUAGUUGUACAUAGGUGUGAAUGUGAGUGUGUCUCUAUGUGUCAGCCCUGUGAUAGUCUGGCGACCUGUCCAGGGUGUACCCUGCCUCUCACCCAAUGUCAGCUGGGAUAGGCUUCAGCCCCCAGCGACCCCCAACAGGAAACAAUCUGAACCUGUCAGUGACAAAAACAAGCACUUUUAGUGGACGUAAGCUGAUGGUGCAGAAUUCCCUGUAGAGAUUACAUUGCAGCCUGUGUUGCUGCUGUGGCUGCUGCGGUCUCUCUCAAUACCGGGCCAGUUUCAAAAACCUGCAAUCUCGAAUAGUCUCUCAGACACAAAAACAUGGGAAAAUAGAGUCCAGGGUGAGUUUCCUUGUGGUGUCUGCUCUAACUAGCUCCUUCACACAGCCUUAUUGCCUCACAGAAACAUGAUCAUCUGUUCAAAUGUAUAAUUCUUGGAAUUUUUAGAAUGUUUAGUGUUUGUUUGGCAUAUAUAGAUUAGUUAUUCAUAGCUUUUACAUGGGAGACACUGUGGGGAAUUAUUAUUAUUAUUAUUAUUAUUAUUAAUGGGAUGUGUGCAUUUAAUGAGCGGCACCAUAUUCUGCAGUACAAUGACUGAUUUCUGUGAAGUAUCUGUAUCCAGGCAAGAAAACCUGGUUAACAGAUGUAAAGUUCUAUAUGCUAUAUGCAUUACAUCAUGUCUUUUCUCCUACAUUGUAUCCUGUAAACAUAUUCUUUAUUUACUAAUCAACAAAUAUUUGCUUCUCACCUGCAAAAUACUACAUAUAUUUUAUUAGCACUGUUUGUGCAUUUUUAAGCUUUGUAUGUAUCUUACAAAUCAUUUUAUUCUAUUUUUAAACCCUUUUUGCUACCUGAAGCUGUUACACUGGUUAUAAAUCAUGAAUGGAGAUGGAAAUCAUUUAAAUUUCCCAAUAAAACUCUUA
Messenger RNA from Epinephelus lanceolatus (giant grouper), 4245 nucleotides. RefSeq names its product Rho guanine nucleotide exchange factor (GEF) 39 (gene arhgef39). Gene Ontology annotation, cellular component: plasma membrane. Gene Ontology annotation, molecular function: guanyl-nucleotide exchange factor activity. NCBI's taxonomy places the organism in Eukaryota, Metazoa, Chordata, Actinopteri, Perciformes, Serranidae. The record is from RefSeq and is a predicted model, not a curated record. Gene Ontology annotation, biological process: positive regulation of cell migration.